Molecule: messenger RNA, 4104 nt
Organism: Recurvomyces mirabilis
Lineage: Eukaryota; Fungi; Ascomycota; Dothideomycetes; Mycosphaerellales; Teratosphaeriaceae
Gene: MSU1
Product: 3'-5' RNA exonuclease complex component
Exons: 1
Coding region: 1-4104 (1367 amino acids)
Molecular function (GO): RNA binding; 3'-5'-RNA exonuclease activity
Source: RefSeq, a predicted model, not a curated record
AUGUUCCCCACUCGGAGUGUUGUCGCGCGAUCGGCUUCAUCCUCUUAUGUUUGCCUUGGCUGCCGCAUGAAGACGAGGAAACGCCUUCGCCACGAUGAUAGACUGGAUCCGGAGAAUGGCGCCAAACCUCGUCUCCCAGCAUUGGAAGAGUCGUUCGUCGAUCAGGGAAGACAAAGAUCAGAUACACAGAACGGCUCUAGACGGAAAAUGGAGGUUGUAGGAAGAUCAAAGCAGGCCGACGCACACAAAAAGACGACGUCCAGACGCCCGAAGGAGGAGACAAAGAUCAGCACUGCGGCAAGAGAUGCAGCUAUUGCUCGAGCUAAGGCUCUUUUUAAUGAUGCUGCGGACCAGGCUGGCGCUCAGUUCUUCACAGCGAAGACUGAGCGACGAGUGAGGCAUGCAAGAGGAGAAAGAGUCAUUCGUUUUGGGGAUGACGGGGUAUCAAGCCAGCUGAGCUGGGCAGCGCCAGAGAAGGGAACGAAGCAAAAGGCGUUUGAUGAGCAUACAGCUCUCCAGCAAAGACAGCAGUAUGGCGAAGCAAUGGAACACAAGACCCCUCUCUGGCCCUCAGAUGACUCUCGAGCAGUGGUAGGUAACAAGCUAUCAUCUGACCUGUCUAGCCCUCUAAAGACCGUGGUUCCGCGUAUUCAGAGUCACUCUCUCGCUCCUAAACAUGACGCAGAUGUCCACGACUUGACCGAGUCGAAACCAUUGAUUCAAGAAAGCCGGAGGGCGGUAGAUGGUCCACCCGCUGCACAGAUCGAGCGUGAACAGGCAUGGUCCGCUAGUGGAUCGGAAACGACUCCGAUAUCGUCACAGGGUAUGCAUCAUCGGCCGCGUCUGUCUCCAAAAACCACAUUGGGCGACGAAGGCUAUGAUGCCAUGUCAAGGCUCAUUGCAGCUUCUCAGCCCACCACGUCGGCACGUACUCGUGCAUCAACCUCGACAAACCAUAGACGGCAAGGGUUGGGUCAUACCUGUACUAUGGCUCGAGCGUAUCAUACCACGUCUCGACUGCAGCGAACACUAACAGAACAGGCGAGGACUACUGGGCAAGGACUUGCUAGCGUACCACCUGAGCUAGUCGGUUUGGGCAGCAAGCACAUUGAGAACCCUCAUGGCAUUCGAGCUCAACUACGCCGUUGGCAAGAGAUGAAUGCUGACAAGGACCAAAUAUACGAAGACAGCACGUUCCCAGAUGCGGAUGAUAUAGGAGGCGACACAACCAACAACCUGACACGACUUGAGAAUCCAGAUAAUGCCUUGCGCACCUCCCAAGUCGAGUCCGAGGAAGACGAACGUGAGGCUAUGGCUCAUUUCAUGCAGGCACCAAAUGACGAGCCUAAUUCCGGCGACUUUCAUACUCGGUUCCUGAAGAUGGGCGACCUCGUAGAAGUGGAGUACCUCCGCUCGGAUGCACCAUCGGUUGUGGCGAUCUUUGUUCGCCGAGUAGGCACGACAGGUCUUGCGCAGCUCUACACUUUACAAGGUCGAUGGGUGCAUGUGUUGGAGAAGAAAUUGCAGUAUUCGAUUCCUGGCUGGGUGCCCGAGAGCAUGGUCCGCCCUUUGCUGGAGCAUCUACCCGACCCUGAUCUUGUUGAGACGAACCUGGAUGAGCUCCUUGACCAGGCGUACAUGAAAGAUCUCUCUGUACCACGCAAUGUCGCCAGCCCUCUUGUUACCAGAAUGGUGCAGUUUCAGGCUGAAGCAACUGAGAUCUAUCGCCGUCACGCCAGGGCACUCGAUAAUGCACAUGAGCUUCUGGCACACGAGAGCGAUCUCCGCUACGGCUCGCUUGUCACCGCUGCAACUACAUUACUCAAAAUACCAGCUGCUGAGCUUCCGGUGACCGGACUGUUCGCAGUACGGCAAGCGCUAUCCGCAGCUGGUUUCGCUUUCAACAUUGACCGCCGCUCACAUCGCUUGACCGGUUACUUACAGAUCCGAAGUAAGGACUCCGUAAAGAUGGUGAACUCGGUCCGAGGAUGGCUUAGAGAGUGGCAAGACGAUCUGGCUCUCACUGCGACCAUGUCCGAGGCUGAGGUGAAGCGUCAUAAACCAAGGCGAGGCGCAGUGUAUGUGCACGAUUUCUUGAAGAAGAUCAAGCAGAUCGUCUUGAAUAGCCGAGAGCAUCGCGAUGCUACCGAAUAUGGUAAUAUUGGUCCCAGUAAGGUCCGAAUCCCCAUCACGGCUGGUCGGGACUCUGUGCGCAUUGUGAAAGAGGAGUGCUUUACGGACCAAGACACUAAGCUGGUACAAUUCAUCGAAUCGUGGAGUCUGAGCCACAUGUUCGCUGGGUUGCCACGGAUCGAGUCUCUACCACCACUUCUGCUGCAAGCCAUAGGCUUGUACAAGCAAUACGAGCUUAAUGCCCCUACUGGAAUGCUCCUUCUACAGGAGAUCGGCACCAUUCUACCAUACGAGAACCGCGUCAGAUUUGACCAGCACUUGCUGCUUCCAAGCAGCCAACACUCGAGACCCUUGCAGGACCUGAUGGCGAAGCUUCAGGAAAUGGCCAACAAGCAUGACUUUAAGGACUCCAUGGCUGGCCUUCGCCAUGACUGGGGUGCGCUUCCCGUGUACUGUAUAGACGAUGCUUCGGCGCACGAGAUCGAUGAUGGUCUUUCUGUUGAGCCUAUUUCCGCUGGCACGAAUGACCCGAAGGAAUGGUGGGUGCAUAUCCAUAUUGCCAAUCCUACGGCGUUCUUCGAGCGAGACCACCCUAUGGCGAAGAUGGCGAGGCAUAUGGGCGAGAGUAUCUAUAUGCCCGAGCGCACGUAUAUGAUGUUGCCACGAUGGGCCACGCAAAGACAUUUCUCCCUCGACCGCAACAGACCGUGCUUGACUUUCUCAGCCCGCCUGAAUGACAAAGGUGAAACGCUGGAGAGGAAAAUCAGAAGCGGAUACAUUCGAAAAGUCCUUCGACUUACCAGACAAGAAGUGGCCGAAGUCCUUGAUACUGGCAAGGCAGCAACACCAGAACUUGUUUUGACCGUUGGGGGUGAUCCACCACCCGACCUUACUAAAAGACCGGAGCACGGUGAGAUCACUCCUGAAAUGGCGCAGCAGCUCGAGUGGCUGCGCAUGCUGGGUGAGAAGAGGUCAGAGGUUAGACGAGCAGCGGGUGGACUGUUCUUCGACACACACAAGCCAGAUAUCAAGGUGUGGCAAUCGGACAGGAGCACCGGUCUAGCAUGGGACCACCCUUUCCGCAAGGGCUGGCGCAGGGUCGAAGGUGAUCCCGUCAUCCAAAUGCGCACGCAGGGGUUUUCGAAUUGGUUCGCUCCUGUGGACGAUGCCGUGGACGUUUUGGUCAGAGAGAUGAUGUUGCUCGCUUGUGAAACAGCAGCAGCCUGGUGUGAAGAACGACAGAUUCCAGCUGUCUUCCGGGGCUCGCUCCGCCGACCUGAUCGCGUUUCACCGGAGACAUACUUUGAAGAGACUCUGGCACCUGCUGUCAAAGCGUCCAAGAACGGCGAAUACCCAAUGCACCUCGGUAUGAAGUAUCUGGAGACCUUUGGCCAAACAGGUCUCAGCACAAAGCCUUUCAACCAUGCUAUUCUGGGCAUGAGCCACUACGGCAAAGUCACUUCUCCUCUGCGCCGAUAUGGUGAUAUGAUCUUACACUGGCAGAUCGAAGCCGCCUUACGCGAGGAGGCACGGACUGGCCAGAACCUCGUCACCACCAACCAGGAAGCGGACCGGAAAUUUCUUCCCUUCAGCAAGAACGUCCUCGACACCAUCAUCGUUGGUCUCCAGCCACGAGAAAGCACCAUAAUGCGCGCGAAACAGCAUGCGGAAGAGUUUUGGAUCUCGCAGCUUCUCUUCCGCGCUCAUCACUUUGGUGAAGCCGAGUUACCUAAGACGGUCAAGGCAUGGGUUUACAGAAUCGCUGGUCCGGACUUCGCAACCGCCUCGGCUAUGAUUGUAGAAUGGAAUGUUCAGAGCAUCAUGACCAAGGUCUCGGUACCUGGGAAUAGGCACUAUGAGGAGGCCAGGAUAGGGGACCUUUGGGAGUGCGAGAUUGUUAGCGUCGAUGUGUUCAUGAGGAUACCGAAGUUGAGGGCGCUGAGAUUGAUUGACAGGGUCGCAGGGCCAUGA